This is a messenger RNA of Neoarius graeffei (lesser salmon catfish), 5304 nucleotides long. Its product is annotated as deleted in malignant brain tumors 1 protein-like. The transcript has 21 exons. Gene Ontology annotation, cellular component: membrane. Bases 1 to 5304 code for a protein of 1767 amino acids. The record is from RefSeq and is a predicted model, not a curated record. NCBI's taxonomy places the organism in Eukaryota, Metazoa, Chordata, Actinopteri, Siluriformes, Ariidae.
AUGUUCUCUGUGCACAGCUGGAUUGUGGGAGUGCUGUGGCUGUGGUGGAGGUCAACUGGAUCAUCCGUGGCAUUUCAUGAGGGGCGAGUGAGGUUGUCUGGAGGGAGCAAGUGUCAGGGGGAGGUGGAGAUUUAUUUCAGGCAGGACUGGAGGAGAGUUCUCCUGGACUCGUGGAGUCUGUCUGAGGCGUCUGUGCUCUGCAGACAGCUGGGCUGUGGCUCUGUGCUGAACUACCGCUCCUCUCCAUCCACCACUGAACACAAACACAUGUGUGUAACGGGUUUCAGCUGCUCUGGGACUGAAGCUCAUCUGGGGAACUGCAGCAGUACACAACCUGUCAACUGCAGCUCUGGGGAACAGCUGUACAUCACCUGCUCAGCCCCCAGGUCCAUCAGGCUGGUUGGUUCUGGUGGAGACUGUGCAGGAAGGCUGGAGGUUUUCCACAGCGGCUCAUGGGGGACAGUGUGUGAUGACUCGUGGGAUAUUGAGGAUGCACAGGUGGUGUGCAGACAGCUGCAGUGUGGAGAGGCCCUCAGUACCCACAUACCGGCCUGGUUUGGUCCUGGAACUGGGCCUGUAUGGCUGAAUGAGGUGGAGUGUGAGGGGAAAGAGACGUCCCUGUGGAACUGCAGAUAUCAGCUGUGUGAAGAGGGUGAAUGUGGACACCAGGAGGAUGUAGGAGUCGUGUGCUCAGGUACAAGAAUGAGCCAGCUGCAGGGGGGCUGGUCCCUCUGCUCUGGGGGGUUGGAGGUGUAUCAUAACGCUACGUGGGGCUCCAUUUGUGAUGAUCAGUGGAACAUCAGGAACGCUCAGGUGGUGUGCAGACAGCUGGGCUGUGGGUCGGCGCUGAGAGCUGAGAGGAAUGUUACUGGUUCUGGUGAAGAGACGAUCUGGCUGAACAGAGUGAAGUGUCGAGGGGAUGAGAUUCACCUGUGGGACUGUCAUCAUUCCCUGAAGAACCACACUGACUGCUCUCAUGCUGGAGUCACCUGUGCAGGUCACACAGGGGCGCGGCUGGUGAAUGGACCGGACUCCUGUUCCGGUCGAGUGGAGCUCCAGUACCUCAGUGAGUGGGGCACAGUUUGUGCUGUAAGCUGGGAUAUGAGAGCUGCAGAUGUUCUCUGUGCACAGCUGAAUUGUGGGACUGCUGUGGCUGUAGUGGAGGUCGACUGGUUUGGGGAGGGGAUUGGCCACAUCUGGGCUGAUGUGUUUGAUUGUCAGGGGAAUGAGACACACCUCUCACAAUGUGGCAUCUCAUCAUGGAGUCGAGCUGCAUGCUCUCAUCAACACGAUGCUGGAGUCAUCUGUAAUGGAUCAUCCAUGGCAUUUCAUGAGGGGCGAGUGCGGUUGUCUGGAGGGAGCGAGUGUCAGGGGGAGGUGGAGAUUUAUUUCAGGCAGGACUGGAGGAGAGUUCUCCUGGACUCGUGGAGCCUGUCUGAGGCGUCUGUGCUCUGCAGACAGCUGGGCUGUGGCUCCGUGCUGAACUACCGCUCCUCUCCAUCCACGACUGAACACAAACACAUGUGUGUAACGGGUUUCAGCUGCUCUGGGACUGAAGCUCACCUGGGGAAAUGCAGCAGUGCACAACCUGUCAAUUGCAACUUUGGAGAAGAGGUGUACAUCACCUGCUCAGGUAAGUUUAACCCAGACCCCAGGUCCAUCAGGCUGGUUGGUUCUGGUGGAGACUGUGCAGGAAGGCUGGAGGUUUUCCACAGCGGCUCAUGGGGGACAGUGUGUGAUGGCUUGUGGGAUAUUGAGGAUGCACAGGUGGUGUGCAGACAGCUGCAGUGUGGAGAGGCCCUCAGUACCUACAUACCAGCCUGGUUUGGUCCUGGAACUGGGUCCAUAUGGCUGAAUGAGGUGGAGUGUGAGGGGAACGAGACGUCCCUGUGGAACUGCAGAUUUCAGCGGUGUGAAGAGGGUAAAUGUGGACACCAGGAGGACGUAGGAGUCGUGUGCUCAGAGUUUAAAGAGAUCCGACUCACGGAGGGCUGUGAGGGAAAUCUGGAAGUGUUCUACAAUGGAACCUGGGGUAAUGUGUGUCACAAUCAGAUGGAUGAUGAGACAGUAAACAUGGUGUGUCGAGAGCUGAACUGUGGAAGACGUGGCAGUCUGUCAAACACUGCAGCGAGAGUAAAAUCUGCUCCGAACUGGCUUGAUAAUCUGAAGUGUAGGAAACACGACUCUAAUCUUUGGCAGUGUCCAUCUUCACCCUGGGGACAGAACAGCUGUAAUAAUCUUAAUGAGGUAGCUCAUAUUACCUGUACAGGUGGGUGGAUUCAGACUUCUGGUUCUGUCCAUUGCCAUAAACUGCAAUGUUUCAUUUGCUCUUCAUUUCCCUCUCAGAAACAUUGCUCAAAGCGCUGGUCUCUCAGGCUGAGGGGAGAUAAGGGAAGCUGCUCUGGGAGGUUGGAGGUGUAUCAUAACGCUACAUGGGGCUCCAUUUGUGAUGAUCAGUGGAACGACAGGAAUGCUCAGGUGGUGUGCAGACAGCUGGGCUGUGGGUCGGCGCUGAGAGCUGAGAGGAAUGUUCCUGGUUCUGGUGAAGGGACAAUCUGGCUGAACAGAGUGAAGUGUCGAGGGGAUGAGAUUCACCUGUGGGACUGUCAUCAUUCCCUGAAGAAACGCACUGACUGCUCUCAUGCUGGAGUCACCUGUGCAGGCAGUGUGAGGUUGGUGAAUGGUGGAAGUCGCUGUGCUGGGAGAGUGGAGGUUCUUCAGGAUGGUCAGUGGGGAACAGUGUGUGGUGUUGGCUGGGAUCUGAACGAUGCUGCAGUGGUGUGUGGAGAGCUGGGCUGUGGGGAGCCUGUAAAUGCACCACAAUACGGUUACUUUGGACCGGGAUCAGGACCAAUCUGGCUGGUUGGUGUGCAGUGUAGAGGAUCAGAGUCGACACUGAAGAACUGUAGAUCAUAUGGGAGGGGGGAACAAUAUGGCUGUCAUCACGGUGGUGAUGCUGGAGUCACCUGUUCAGGUCGGGGUUCGAGACUCUCUGCUGGUCCUCACCGGUGCUCUGGGAGAGUGGAGGUGUUUCAUGGAGGUUCCUGGUCCACAGUGUGUGAUGCUGACUUUGACCAGCAGGAUGCAGAGGUUGUGUGCAGAGAGCUGGGCUGUGGGAUUCCUGUGGAGGUGCUGGGAUCAGCUGCUUUUGGCCGAGGGGAGGGUCAGGUGUGGACAGAGGAGCUUCAGUGUAGAGGAAACGAAUCUGAGAUUACCUUCUGUCCAACAUCAUCUUCACUCAAACACUCAACCUGUUCCCAUGACAACGAUGUGGGAUUAAAAUGUUCUGCUCACACAGGGGCGCGGCUGGUGAACGGACCGGACUCCUGUUCCGGUCGAGUGGAGCUCCAGUACCUCAGUGAGUGGGGCACAGUUUGUGCUGUAAGCUGGGAUAUGAGAGUUGCAGAUGUUCUCUGUGCACAGCUGGAUUGUGGGAGUGCUGUGGCUGUGGUGGAGGUUGAUUGGUUUGGAAAGGGGAGUGGCCUCAUCUGGGCUGAUGUGUUUGAUUGUCAGGGGAAUGAGACACACCUCUCACAAUGUGGCGUCUCAUCAUGGAGUCGAGCUGCAUGCUCUCAUCAACACGAUGCUGGAGUCAUCUGUAAUGGAUCAUCCGUGGCAUUUCAUGAGGGGCGAGUGCGGUUGUCUGGAGGGAGCGAGUGUCAGGGGGAGGUGGAGAUUUAUUUCAGGCAGGACUGGAGGAGAGUUCUCCUGGACUCGUGGAGUCUGUCUGAGGCGUCUGUGGUCUGCAGACAGCUGGGCUGUGGCUCCGUGCUGAACUACCGCUCCUCUCCAUCCACCACUGAACACAAAUACAUGUGUGUAACGGGUUUCAGCUGUUCUGGGACUGAAGCUCAUCUGGGGAACUGCAGCAGAGCACAAAAUGUCAGCUGCAGCUCCGGGGAACAGCUGUACAUCACCUGCUCAGACCCCAGGUCCAUCAGGCUGGUUGGUUCUGGUGGAGACUGUGCAGGAAGGCUGGAGGUUUUCCACAGUGGCUCGUGGGGGACAGUGUGUGACGACUCGUGGGAUAUUGAGGAUGCGCAGGUGGUGUGCAGACAGCUGCAGUGUGGAGAGGCCCUCAGUACCCACAUACCAGCCUGGUUUGGUCCUGGAACUGGGUCCAUAUGGCUGAAUGAGGUGGAGUGUGAGGGGAACGAGAUGUCCCUGUGGAACUGCAGAUUUCAGCGGUGUGAAGAGGGUGAAUGUGGACACCAGGAGGACGUAGGAGUCGUGUGCUCAGAGUUUAAAGAGAUCCGACUCACGGAGGGCUGUGAGGGGAAUCUGGAAGUGUUCUACAAUGGAUCCUGGGGUAAUGUGUGUCACAAUCAGAUGGAUGAUGAGACAGGAAACAUGGUGUGUCGAGAGCUGAACUGUGGAAGACGUGGCAGUCUGUCAAACACUGCAGCGAGAGUAAAAUCUGCUCCGAACUGGCUGGAUCAUCUGAAGUGUAGGAAACACGACUCUAAUCUGUGGCAGUGCCCAUCUUCACCCUGGGGACAGAACCGCUGUGAUAAUGGUGAUGAGGUGGUUCAUAUUACCUGUACAGGUGGGUGGAUUCAGGCUUUUCUGCUUCUGUCCGUUGCCAUAAACUGCAAAAAGUGCUCUUCAUUUCCCUCUCAGAAACAUUGCUCAAAGCACUGGUCUCUCAGGCUGAGGGGAGAUAAGGGAAGCUGCUCUGGGGGGUUGGAGGUGUAUCAUAACGCUACGUGGGGCUCCAUUUGUGAUGAUCAGUGGAACGUCAGGAACGCUCAGGUGGUGUGCAGACAGCUGGGCUGUGGGUCGGCGCUGAGAGCUGAGAGGAAUGUUCCUGGUCCUGGUGAAGGGACGAUCUGGCUGAACAGAGUGAAGUGUCGAGGGGAUGAGAUUCACCUGUGGGACUGUCAUCAUUCCCUGAAGAAACACACUGACUGCUCUCAUGCUGGAGUCACCUGUGCAGAGUUUAAAGAGAUCCGACUCACGGAGGGCUGUGAGGGGAAUCUGGAAGUGUUCUACAAUGGAACCUGGGGUAAUGUGUGUCACAAUCAGAUGGAUGAUGAGACAGUAAACAUGGUGUGUCGAGAGCUGAACUGUGGAAGACGUGGCAGUCUGUCAAACACUGCAGCGAGAGUAAAAUCUGCUCCGAACUGGCUGGAUCAUCUGAAGUGUAGGAAACCCGACUCUAAUCUGUGGCAGUGUCCAUCUUCACCCUGGGGACAGAACCGCUGUGAUAAUGGUGAUGAGGUGGUUCAUAUUACCUGUACAGGUGGGUGGAUUCAGACUUUUCUGCUUCUGUCCGUUGCCAUAAACUGCAGUGUUUCAUUGUGA